CGUACCGUUUUAACCGUGUACUUUAAUGAUAACCUUAUGCGCCACAUGCAACAACAAUGUACCUUUUUCCUCUACUUCCUUUGUUACCUCUAAAGUGUCCCCCGCUCCCCAGGGCUACAUGCAUAACAAAACAGUUACACCACAAUAGCAAAUAAACAAAUCACGUUUUUUUUAAAUAGUUGAACUUUCUGGCUUUGUGAAACAUACCUCAAACAAAGUAAAUUAGAUUAUUUUAAUUAAUGGCAUAUUUUUCCAAAUCAGGUAGAGGAGAAUAUUUUGGAAUUACUCAAUGUUGAGGAAAAGGAAAAAAUUAUGAAAUCACCUUGUAAUUUGAAUUUCUAAAACAUAUCCCAAGUCUAAAAAUGUUUAUGAUGAAUCGCGAAUCUGCAUUGGCCAAGGAGAUGAACUUUUGUCAUGUGCCAUUCUAAUGAAACAUAUAAAGAUGACUGCCUGGAGAAAACAAUCACAUUUACACUCAUUUAUGAUAUGGGGUUGCAUGUCAGGUAAAAGGGGAGAUGCCAAUUAAAAAGAGGGAUUAGUGACAGGAAUAAACAGUUAGAGAGGGAUGAACAGAGAGAGAGGGAUGAGGAAUGACUGCAAAGAUUUACAGCCAUGGAAACAGAUGGAGGAAAAAAAAGAAUGAGGGAAAAACCAUAAAGAGAGGGAGAGCCGAGAUUUUGCUACAGAAUAGUGAAAAGGACCAAGAAGAACGGAACAAAAACAAGAGGAAGCGAAGAGGAAGAGCGGUAGAGAGACAUACAGACAGACAAAGGGAGUGAGAUGCUCAGACACCUCCUUUUGCUUUCCCUCCUGAUGACCUUUAACUUCUGCGUCACCUUGGGAGGGAGAGCUCAGUGCAAACUGAAGCAGAUGGACAAUGCGCUGAAGCCAUGUGUGGGUUGAGUGGAUGCAGCUUCCCUGUGUGAGUUAAUGAAGUGUUACAGUCCUGUUGGAUCACAGUGUCAGGUGGUGAAUAAUGGCAACAUUCCCGUGCCAAAGUGUAUCUGUCCAACCACCUGCCCUCAGCAGGGGGCACCAGUGUGCAGUGUUUUAGGUAAAACCUACAUCAAUGAUUGUCUCCUUCACAAAGAGACAUGUCACAAAAAACGCUGCAUUGGAAAGGCACACAAUGGACCAUGUUUGGGUAUUUCAUACGCGCGCGCACGCGCACGCACACACACACACACACACACACACAAAAGAAAGAAAGAAAUUAAGGCACAGCAGAGCCAUCUGACAUUGAGCCAAAAAUUCUGCAAGCUGUCUGUCUGUCUGUCUGUCUGUCUCUCUCUCUCUCUCUCUCUCUCUCUCUCUCUCUGUCAGAGCUGGUUUUUGCUGCUGGAUCGCAAUAAAAAUGGGAAGCUAAGUAUGAAGGAUCUCAAGAAGCUUCACUAUAAGAAGAGUCCACUGGAACACUGUGCUAACAAAUUCUUCAGGUCAUGUGACAGUAACAGGAAUAAUAAAGUGACUGUGAGCGAGUGGAUUUCCUGUUUGGUGGAUCGAUCUGAGCAAUGGUUUAACGAAUACAUGUUUAAGUGAUGAUUACAGUUUGUGGUGUUUAUUAUGUUUAUAUGCAUGGUGUUUGUUGGUGUUUUGUCACUAAAGUGAGGUACUAAAAUUAUUUUUUAACACAGCAGUGAAAAUGGGUUCGAGGAAACUGUGUGAUCAGCGCAGCACCAUCGACACACAGAAUGGACCUGAAUAGAGAUGAAUUUAUUAUUUCUGUAAUAUUCAUUUAUUCCAUUGUAAUCAUCCUGAAAAAUCCUAUUUAGUCCAGAUAACAAAAUGAUUAAAAUGCUCAUUCUCAUUUUUACUUUUUAAUUGUAAUCAUUUGUUCUCUUUAAUUUCCAAUCCUUUCUUUUUAUUCCUUCAUUUCUUUCUUUCACUUAUUCUUCUUUUAUUCUUUCUCUCAGCUCAGAUUGUAUUAAGUCCUUGUAUGAUUACAGUCAGAUGUAAUAAACUCUGUAGUCACCUUUCAGUUCCUGUGUGUGUUAAAUUGAAAUGCAGAAUAAAUGCAUCAUUCACCAAACACACAAUUACCACAUCAGUCAUAACUGGAUGGAGGGAUGGGCGGCAAGGAGAUAGCAAUAACCUUAAAUAAAGCAAAUGGAGAAAGAGAUAAACGAGUGCAUGAUCAAAGAGAAGAGGAGCGGAUAAACAGCACCAUGAGAGAAACUCAGAGAAAAGAAGGACCAGUUAGCCCUACCAAUUUUAGCCCUAAUUUCCCAGUUACAUAUUAAUGUUGGUGCCUUUCUGUGACAACAACACAACUGACCACAAGCCAUUAAAGUGAUGUAGUGUGAGCUUUCUGCAAGUCUGAGAUUUUGAAAGUUAUCAGUAAUGUGAUGGAGGAGAAAAGAGAGAUACACACUGCCAAACACUGGAGAGACACACACUACAGUUGCAAUUAAAAUUAUUCAACCCCCAUUGUAAAUCAGGUUUAUUGUCAACAUUUACAGACUACAGCUGCAAUGAACAAAUCAAACAAAAGCAACUGAAAUAGUUCGACACAAUGAAUGCUUCAAGUGGCUUCCCCAAAUUCAACUGAAAAUGCAAUUUAAUGAUUUUGAACUUGUUAUGAGCUGCUGCUGAAUGUAAGUCUACUCUGUACUCUUGCUCUCAGACUAUAUAACUGUGAGUGAGAUGCAUCAAAUCACUGAAAUGUCAACUCCAACUAGAGGACACAAUAUAGUGUGAUACAAUAACAAAACAGCUUCAUUUGUAUUUUCAUGAACUUGUAAUAUAAUAAAAGUUCAACAUAUGACCUCUAUAUUCCUUUUUUCUUUGAAACCAUUUUUUUGAUAGGAAAGGUGCUGAUGACAUGAAAUGAAAAUGUUAAAUGGCUGAAAGAAGAGCACAGAGAUAAUUCAAUUGAAAAUCCAAGAUAUGGCUGAUUGGUUGACUGCAAACAGUUUCCAGGAGUUCAUCCAUACAUUUCAAGAUUGAUCUCACAAUUUAUUCCAUCUUCACCACUGAAUAUGCU
Ictalurus furcatus (blue catfish) is the source of this 2983-nucleotide messenger RNA. RefSeq names its product SPARC-like 2 (gene sparcl2). Lineage: Eukaryota; Metazoa; Chordata; Actinopteri; Siluriformes; Ictaluridae. The record is from RefSeq and is a predicted model, not a curated record. Gene Ontology annotation, molecular function: collagen binding; protein binding; calcium ion binding. Gene Ontology annotation, biological process: anatomical structure development. The transcript has 8 exons.